AUUAGCGCAUCUCUAGUAUGUGAUCAGAUCGAUCAUGGGCAAACGCUGAAGGCGGUCUGUCGCCUUAAGUUAGUCGCGCGCCUGGUCUCAAACGCGGUUUCUUCGCCUACGAGCGCGUUCGAUCUCACCACAUUCCCACCCACAUCAACCUAAGACAACCAAUAUCAAAUUCUGUUCCACUAUAACUCAUCUUCUGCAUCCGCAACUUUGUACAAGCUGUACAGUUGUACAGCCAGCUAUUUGACACGAUGUCUGUGGUUUCAUUGCUCGGCGUUAAUGUUCUCAACAACCCCGCCAAAUUCGGCGAUUCGUAUGAGUUUGAGAUCACUUUCGAGUGUUUGGAGCAACUCCAGAAGGACCUAGAAUGGAAGCUCACCUACGUCGGCUCUGCCACCUCGUGCGUUACCCCUUCCCAACUCCACCCUUCGGCCACUAACGUCCUCAGUGACGAGCACGACCAAGAACUCGACUCCCUCCUCGUCGGCCCCAUCCCCGUCGGCGUCAACAAGUUCAUCUUCGAAGCCGACCCACCGGACACCAAGCGCAUCCCCGACGCUGAGAUCCUCGGCGUCACCGUCAUCCUCCUCACCUGUGCCUACGAUGGCCGCGAGUUCGUCCGAGUCGGAUACUACGUCAACAACGAAUACGACUCCGACGAGCUCAAUGCCGACCCGCCGGCGAAGCCACUCCUCGACCGCGUCCGCAGGAAUGUGCUCGCUGAGAAGCCCCGCGUCACUCGCUUUGCGAUUAGAUGGGACUCGGAGGAGUCUGCACCUGCUGAAUUCCCACCUGAGCAGCCAGAGGCCGACUUGGUAGCCGAUGGUGAGGAGUACGGCGCCGAGGAGGUUGAGGACGAAGAGGAGGAGGAAGAAGCUGCCGAGGGAUCUGGUGAGGCUAGCGGCACUGCCGAAGGCGAUGAUGAGGCUAUGGCUGGCGUUGAGGGAGUGGCCCCAACUGAGGAGGAAGACGAUGAGGGAAGCGAGGAUCUCGAGGGCGAGAGCAGCGGCAGCGAAGCUGAGGAGGAUGAGGAGGAGGAGGGUGAGGGCGAGGCUGAUGAUGGCAUGGAGGUUGACGAGCCUGAGAAGGCAGCCAACGGCUCCAAGGUGGCUGUGUCUGACGCCGUCAUGUCCCAUUAG
Molecule: messenger RNA, 1136 nt
Organism: Pseudogymnoascus destructans
Lineage: Eukaryota; Fungi; Ascomycota; Leotiomycetes; Thelebolales; Thelebolaceae
Gene: ASF1
Product: Histone chaperone asf1
Exons: 3
Coding region: 249-1136 (295 amino acids)
Biological process (GO): nucleosome assembly; nucleosome disassembly; DNA replication-dependent chromatin assembly
Cellular component (GO): nucleus
Molecular function (GO): histone binding
Source: RefSeq, a predicted model, not a curated record